CAGAAUUUUCAUCUCGUCUAUUUUAAUCUUCUUUAUUACUUGGAGAUUCACGAGAUUGUUUGUUGCUGCAUUCUAUUCGGGGAGAUUACAAGAGUUUGAUAGAAUCAAAUCCUAGGAAUCUAAGAAGCUAAUCAAAGCAAAAGUUUAGAGAGAGCCACAGAAAAAGUAAAAAGACUCCCUAAAACAAGUUAAGGUCUAGCCUAAGUCUCUCUAAAGACAAAGCUAAAGCUUGACAAUAAGCUGUUUAUGGAUCUAUAGGCUCUCUGAUCGAUAUAUUGUCUUGAAGCCAGCUCAUAGCAUCAUUCGGAGUAUCCGAGAUUUUAUUUUAUAGAUCAUGUUUGAUGACUAGCCGAAAAAACACGCAUUGGUGUAAUACUUGUAGACGAGGAAUCCGUCUUCAAGGAGAAGACCUAAGAAGAGGAGGAGCUUGCAUUCACUGCGGUAACACCUUUCUCGAAAGGCUCUGUGAGAAUGUUGAUCUAAACCCGUUUGAUUUAUUCGGUUUAGCCAUUCAAGAAUCUCGUAACCGUCGCGACAACAGAAGAAGAUCGGUUCUUGAAAACCAAUUGAGUUUUCAAGAGUUGUUUAACCGGCUCUCAGCACAAGACCGCCGUGGUCCACCUCCAGCCUCACUAACCGUGAUCAACUCAAUGCCAAAGAUCAAGAUCAGGAAGAAGCAUCUCGGUUUGGAUUCGUGUUGCCCGGUUUGCCAAGACCGGUUUGAAGUCGGGUCGUUUGCAAGAAAGAUGCCGUGUAAACAUAUCUAUCAUUCUGAAUGUAUAGUCCCGUGGCUAGUCCAGCAUAAUUCUUGUCCAGUGUGUCGCAAAGAGCUGCCAGAAGACGGCAAUAAUGGUCGAAAAAAUCCCUUCUUGUAUCUGUGGCCGUUUACAUCCUCUGGUGCGGCCUCAAACUAUAAUGGACCACCUUUUCAUUGAGAUGCUUGUGUAACAAAUCACAAUCCAUGAUAUAUUGUUUAAUUAGUGAUUUUUAAAAAUUAUAUCGAUGUACAAAGGGUUUUGUAGCUCAGUACGAUUUGUUGCUAUAUGUAAUGCAUAAAUAUUAAGUAAUUUGUAUCGAAAA
This is a messenger RNA of Brassica oleracea var. oleracea, 1080 nucleotides long. Its product is annotated as E3 ubiquitin-protein ligase RNF181. Gene Ontology annotation, cellular component: cytoplasm. The transcript has 3 exons. NCBI's taxonomy places the organism in Eukaryota, Viridiplantae, Streptophyta, Magnoliopsida, Brassicales, Brassicaceae. Bases 342 to 935 code for a protein of 197 amino acids. The record is from RefSeq and is a predicted model, not a curated record. Gene Ontology annotation, biological process: protein ubiquitination. Gene Ontology annotation, molecular function: ubiquitin protein ligase activity.